AUGAUUGCGCCUCUGACUAACAGCACGGGGACCGCCUUCUGGAUGGUCUACCAUGUCUUCUCUGAACCCAUUGUGCUUGAGGAGUGCCGAGCAGAAGCAGAAAAGCUUGUGCAACUUGAUGACAACGGCGUCCAGACUAUCGACCUGGCUAAGAUCAGAUCUUCAUGCCCUGUUCUUUUCUCGACAUGGCAGGAGAUUCUGUGA
Blastomyces dermatitidis ER-3 is the source of this 204-nucleotide messenger RNA. RefSeq lists its product as uncharacterized. The transcript has a single exon. Bases 1 to 204 code for a protein of 67 amino acids. The record is from RefSeq and is a predicted model, not a curated record. Lineage: Eukaryota; Fungi; Ascomycota; Eurotiomycetes; Onygenales; Ajellomycetaceae.